Messenger RNA from Prunus armeniaca (apricot), 201 nucleotides. The record is from the annotation of a GenBank genome assembly. Lineage: Eukaryota; Viridiplantae; Streptophyta; Magnoliopsida; Rosales; Rosaceae.
AUGGAAGGACACCAGUGUGGUGCCUGCCAAGGGACUCCAGUGUGUAAGAAUACCAAGGCUUAUAUAGAAGCUGAAACCUACAAAUUGGUAGCGGUUACAGAUGACAGAUUUGGUGGCAACCCCUGCGAAUCUGUGGGCUCAGCUAAGUUGGGAAUCAUGGCUGAGAAGUACACCUCCAUUGUGGGGGUUGUGCUCAACUGA